Molecule: messenger RNA, 3184 nt
Organism: Fomitopsis serialis
Lineage: Eukaryota; Fungi; Basidiomycota; Agaricomycetes; Polyporales; Fomitopsidaceae
Exons: 6
Coding region: 141-2825 (894 amino acids)
Source: RefSeq, a predicted model, not a curated record
CUUCACUCGGCUCAGUCCUGUGUACGAUACCCUUCAAAACUUGUAUACCUAAGAUCACACGAUUUUGAGACACAUCAACCACUGAAUGAGCUGCGACGACUGACGACGACUCCAACACAUACUAUUCACGACUUUCUCACAUGGAUGACUCAGAGUCUUCUCACUCGCCUCUAGAUGACACGCCAGUGCGGUCUCGCAGAGACUCGUCGGACCAGCCUCGGAGAGGCCACCGGUCCUCGAGGGACCGCGACAAGCUGAACAUGGGGAGCUCGUCAAGAGAGCUGGCUCGUCUCUUGGUGUAUCAGGAACGCGAGGCGAAGGAUCUCCGGAAGAUGCUCUCCUCCGUUACAGAACAGCUCAAAGCCGAGACGCAGCGCGCCGACGAGGCGGAGAUGAGAGCUAGAGAGGCGGCAAUUCGUUUCAAGUCCAUGAACGAUGCAAAGGUGCAGGCGCAGCAAGAUUCGGAACGCAAUAAGCAGACUUUGGAGCUGUACAAGUUGCAGCUGGACAACGCUCAGAGAGAGAUCAAUAAGGCUCAGCAAAUCAUAGACGCCAUAGAGGCACAGAGAAUUGAGGCGGAGGAGGUCGCCGCCCGCGCGAGGACGACUGCUCGCAGGCUGAAGGAGGAGAAACUAGCGACGCUCGCGAGAGAGGAAGGUAGGCGAGAGGGCUAUGAAGAGGGGUUAGCGCAAGGGCGCAAUCUGGGAUUCGAAGAAGGCCGUGCCGAGGGGUACGCGCGGGGGCGUGCCGCUACAGCACGCUCAGUGCGUCGGUACGCCGACGAACUGGCGGAAUCGCCGGUCGAUGAGCGUAGUGUCGUCGACGAGCCGGGCACACAGCACGCUGGCAGUGGCAGCUCGCCAGACGAGUAUGGGUCACGGCCGCCUUCAGGAUACGUGCAAUCUUUGCGCGAGGGCUCUCCUGGCCCUGAACGAGCGAGAUCUCCUGGUCCAAACCGUGUCAGAACUCCCGGGCCACUGCCAGCUGAACCGCCCAUAGUCAAGGAUCCCGAAAUCCGACCCAUCCCUGUCCACUACGCGCAGUCGCCCGGACACCCGCCGAUGGACUUCCCACCUGACAACUUCAUACCGAAGAUGGACGAAGAUGGGCGUAUACGCCUGCCCCCGCAGCACGAGAUGGGCCCGCCGCCGCCGACCCCAUCACCUCCUCCGUCGCUUACUCUGCAGCAUGCCCACAACGAAAGACCUCUGAUGGUACCGCCUCCGGGAGGCGAUAAUAUGGACAACGCGAUGACGUCUGACUCCGAUGCAUCGACUACGACUGCACCUGUUCGCCCGCGCCAUCGUAGACGAAGAUCAACAGAGUCAGAGUCAACGACCAUGUCUCAAUUCGAGAUUCUUGGACCUCCUGUGGCACCAUCUGCACUCAACAGGACCAGAGAGCGGCCUCAUGUUCUCAGUGCCAUUGCUGAAGAGAGAGAACGAUCCUCUUCUAUGUCGUCACCCAGUAUCGGUGGUCACGGGUCUCCAUUUGUACCGUCUUCGGGUUCUACUUUCUAUCAACCGCUCAGAGCGCAGGCGUCCAUUAGCUCAAGCCUGGGACACUAUGAUGACAGCAGGAACCAGAACUAUUACACGAAUCCUCGUGCUCAUACAUCUUCGCCUGACUCUACGCGUAUCAUGAAUAUUCACGCCCCCGCUUCGCCGUCUUCCUUGCGCCCACCUUCGCAGCCGAGGCACAGCAGAACUUCGAGUCUCUCACCGGACUUCAACAUUGAGGUUGAACCGCCGUCUGGGCCCGAGUCCGUCAAUUCAGAGUCUGCGCCCAUGACUCCCAACUUACUCAGUGCAAAUAACCUGCCACCUAUGCCUCCUGCUGAACCAACCGAGCCCGUACAACAUGUUCCCGCUCAGGUCAUGAGCAUGCCUGGCGGCAUGCCUCCACCGCCCGGCCAGGGGUCCGUUCCUAUAUUCACUGAUGGCCAGCUCCCUCCUGGGUUCCAGCCUAUUGGUCCGCCGAUGCCCCAAAGUGCGUUCUCGCCUAUGGGCGGAUCGCACCCCGGCUCCUUCCAAGGGUCACUAGGUCCAGCAGGCGUCCCUCUGCCACCGUCCACGUACGGCGGGACCCCAUCGGUAGUAAGCACAGCCCCUCCUGGCAACUAUCCUGCCACGGAACCGGUCAUUCCGCACUUGAUGCCCACAGCGACGCCUUCUGCUGGAGGACAAUCUGCGGUCAGGUACAGCCGAACCGCCCUACGAGAUUCGUCGUCGGAUUCAGACGACGCGGUUUCGUCUGCCAUGGGCUCUGUUGACUCACUCACUACUCCGCCAUCUCGCCACAAACACCUUCCCCCAAAGCCCGCAACACCACUGUAUCAGGAGGCGCCGAUACCGCCCAAUGUUGUGUAUCCCGUGCCUCCUACGCCACGAUCAACAAGUUCGCGUGCGACGACCGCUGCUAGAGUUCCGUUACCUCCGUCCGCAUCUGCGUCUGUCACGAGCCCGACGUCUACUGCUGGGUAUCCGUACUCCCAAACGUCGUAUAGCCGAAGCAACGUAGCCCUCGACGCGGGUAGAACGCCGGUUGCCACGAGCAGGCCCAUGUCACCACUCAUGGGUAGUGCGAGGGGCACGUCUACACCACUGCCAGUGCAAUCCCCUCGGAUGUCACCGUAUGACAUCCGAACUGGUAGUCCAGAGUAUGACUUGACGCGCGCAAAUACUAUGGCGAACGCGCUUCCGCCUCAGGCAUCUCCACGUGCAAGCACGGCUCCCCUGGGCUCGCCUGUAAUCCCUGAACCGUCUUUGGCACCAACAGCGAGCACCGCGAAGGGCAAGAAGACAAAGAAGAAGAAGGGGAAGUAGUUUAUUGCCUUGCCAUUCUCGGUACUCCAGUGCUAGACAUCGCUCACGCGGGCUCCCGCUUGUAUCAGUGAGUCUUCGGUCUGAGUUCCAUGUGGUUCAGCGUAGAUCGUGUCACGGCAUGACGGCCCUUGUAUAUUGCUCAUUAUAUGUCCAUAGAUUGCAGGAUCGCAUCCAGCAAAGUCACUCUUUCACCUGUCUUCCCCGCUUCACGAUACGUGAUCUGGAACAUGUACAUUAGGUCAUAUACUGACUACAAUAGGCAAAUUCGGCAAAGCAGGCUGUCCCAUCCCGCCGAUUGACAAUCCGAAUACCGGUUCUGCUCACAGACUCAAGGCUCGGGGCUCAAGCGGUCACCGGUC